GGAGGUGUUAUAUAAAAUGAUGGAUGGAUUAACUGAUGGGGCAUGAUGGGUGACGUCGCCGCUUAUUUGUUGGUGGCGUUUGUUUUACUCGCCGAAACACAGAUAUUGCCGGCCCAAGAAACACAGUGUCCCAGCUUUGCGGCAAAUCCCACCUGUCCUUGCUACAACUUCGAGGAUGGCAUCUUCCUGGAAUGUCCGGCCGCCACCGCUUCCUCCCUUCACUCCGUGCUGCAAAUCGUUUCUGGCCCGAUACAAUCCUUGAGUGUUUACGAUCUGGACAAGUCGAUAUUAAAGCUGUCGGCAGACUUUUUCCCGGAUGGAACGGUUAUUAAACAUUUGCAGAUAUCCCAGUCGAGCUUAGAGGAACUCCACGAUGACAGUUUGUUGACGCUGAAACCAGAGCUUGAGUCUCUAAGUUUGGUAUCUGGAAAGUUGCGGGAGAUUCCGCAGAAGGCGUUCGGCGGUUUGGUGAAACUCAUCGCCCUCGAUCUGGAGUCGAAUGAAAUUAGCGAUCUGCCGAGUUACAGUUUCUACGGUCUUCAUUUGAUCAAAUUAAAUAUGAAAGGGAAUGCCGUGCAGAAGGUAUCCGAGUACGGAUUCGCCGGCCUCGAGGAUUCCCUCUCCGAACUGGAUAUGGCGGAAAAUAAGCUGAUAUAUUUUCCGAUGACGGCACUCCGGAGACUCGAACGGCUCCGGCUGCUGCGGCUCGCUUGGAAUGAAAUCAGCACACUCCCAGACGAUGGGUAUUCGCGGUUGGACUCAUUGUUAUUCUUGGAUUUGAGUUCGAACAACUUCGAAGCAUUGAACGAAGAUUGCUUCCGGCCAACCCCGUCCGUAAGGACCCUCUCUUUAUAUUACAACGUCAUUGAGAGUGUGCAUCCGGACGCGUUCGUCUCUCUAAUACAGCUCGAGUCGCUCGAUCUCAGUCACAACAAAAUUGUAUUCCUCGAUGCGACCACAUUCAACGUCAACAAAAAGCUGAAAUCAAUUGAUCUGAGUCACAAUCACGUGCACUACAUAAGCGGCGUAUUCGCUUACCUGCCGGAUCUAAAGGAACUCUUCUUAUCAGAAAACAACAUACUAGAGAUUCCCUCCGAUGCCUUCACCGACUCAUUUAACAUCUCCGUGAUUUACUUGCAGCAAAACGCCAUAAGAAGAAUCGAUCCAGAAGCAUUGCAUACGUUAAGUAACCUUGCUCAAUUGCACUUAAGCUCGAACUUCGUUCCGCACAUACCGCGGCAGUUGUUCCAGGAGAACCGUAACUUAACAUCGCUCAGUCUCGACAGCAAUUGGAUCACGGAUUUGGAGCCAGGCACAUUCGAUAAAACAAUAAGUUUAAGGGAGAUUCGUCUGCAUAAUAACCGUUUGCAAAAUGUACUUCGCGGCGUUUUCGAUCCGCUCCCCGCAUUGUUGGAGCUCCACUUACAAAACAACUGGAUCUCAGCCAUAGACACGGCCGCUUUUCGCACCCUUCAAAGCUUGCAACACGUGAACCUCCAGGGAAAUAUAAUAUCCGAGCUCGGCGACGUCUUCAUGCACGAGUCGCCUUCGCUUGUCUCGAUACAACUCGACUCGAAUAGUAUACUAUCUCUGCACAACGACUCCCUUCGAGGCCAAUCCAGUGUACAGAUCAUGUGGCUCGGGCACAACAGGUUGAAAAGUCUUGAUAGAGCGUUAUUCAGUGAUCUUCUUUUAAUACAGCGCGUUUAUCUUAACAACAACAGCAUUUCUUAUAUCGAGGACAGGGCUUUUGAGCCGAUGCAGGCUCUGAAGUUUUUGGAUCUGAGCAUGAACAAGUUAAAACACAUCGGUACUCGAACGUUCGCCGAGCUGCACGAGCUCGAGGAACUUUAUUUGGCUCAUAAUGGAUUAGAGACAAUCGAGCCCCGUGCUUUAACCAACUUAAAGAAAUUAAGGACCCUCGAUUUAUCUAAUAAUCGUUUGAAAGCGAUACACGACGCUAUGUUCCAGGAAGGCCUUCCGAUUCGUUCGUUAAAUCUCAUGAACUGCUCAAUUUCCAGUAUCGAGGCGGGAGCUUUCAAGGGAUUAAACAAUCUCAACGAUUUAAACCUGGAGAGAAACGAGCUCGUGUCGCUAGAUCUCAGUAAUCUCGAUAUACCCGGCCUGCGAACUCUAAAAGUGUCGCACAACAAUUUCAGCGAUAUCUUCGAUGAGGCCUUAAACGGACUGCCUUCUCUGCAAAUGCUCUUUCUUGAUGACUGUCACAUACUCAGUUUGCCUGAUGUGAUAUUUUCCAAGAACAAGAACUUAUUGAGAAUCGAUUUGAGCCGCAACAGAUUACACGAGUUAAAGUACGGCAUGUUCCUCAGCUUGAAUCUUUUGAAGGAAUUGAAGCUGGCCGAGAAUAUGUUCAAGGAGCUGCCGUACACGGCGCUCCUGAAUAUCUCGACCCUGGAGACCCUUUCAAUGGCUCACAAUAGGAUGGCCAGUUUAGAGGUGUCACGACUGAAUGGAUUGCCGAAUUUAAGGGAACUCGACCUGAAGUAUAAUGCGAUCUCUUCGCUUUCGGGCUUUGCCUCAGCCAAUUUGACGCAGCUGCUGUCGGUGGAUCUAAGUAGAAACAUAUUAGCCGGUCUUCCCGCCAACUUCUUUCAUCAUUCACCGCUUUUAAGGAGGAUUGAUCUAUCCUGCAAUCGCUUCAGACAAAUCCCGACGUCCGCACUGUCCGAGCACACCCUCCCCGGGCUCGGAUGGCUCAAUUUGACGGGGAAUCCCCUCGUCCGAAUACACGACAUUGCGUCCGCACACAGAUACCCAUCCCUGGAGGAAAUGCACAUAAGCUCCACGAACCUCACAAUUGUUACCAGCAAAGACUUCGAAACAUUCCCAGCCUUGUUACACGUGCAUCUCGGCCAGAACCGAAUUUCGCGCAUUUCCCCUGGUGCGUUUGGUAGUCUACCGCAUCUACUCACUUUGGAUUUGGGGGUUAACGAGCUAGAACUUCUGCCGCCCGAGCGACUCCAGGGACUCAACCACUUGCGUAUACUCAAUUUGACGCACAACAGACUGAAAGAACUCGAGGAAUUUCCGCAAGACCUGAAGUCACUUCAAGUUCUCGAUCUAUCAUUCAAUCAAAUCGGUCGUAUCAGCAAGGUCAUGUUCCAGCACCUGGAGAAUCUGGGAGAGCUAUACUUGGACGGCAACUGGAUUUCAUCCGUCUCGAGUGACUCCUUCAAACCGCUGAAGAAACUGCGUACGCUAGAUUUGAGCCGCAAUUACUUGGAAAACAUUCCUCUCAAUGCAUUCAGACCACUCGAAACACAAAUACGAAGCUUGAGAACAGAAGAGAAUCCUUUAUCGUGUAGCUGCGAGUCGCAGGAGUUAUGGGAAUGGCUUCGGGACCACCAAAAGCUCGUCGAGCAGGCGAACACGCGCGCCCUCCGUUGCGAACAUCCACCGGAAUUGCGAGGCCGAAUAUUUCUUGAGCUGGCACCGGAACAGUUCUGCGAUCAACCUCUGGUUCUACGUCUCGCCAUACAAGAUAUACAGCCAUUCUCUGUGCUCGUAUCCUGGCAGAGCCGGAACCAUUCCGGACUGCACGGAUAUCAGGUUGUCUAUCAUAGCAUCGAUGGCAUUGAAGAGAUACGUGGCAAGAUGCUGGACCGUACGAUGCGCUCGACGAAAUUACCACGAUUAUAUCCGGGGACCCGGUAUCUGAUCUGCGUGCUGGCGCUCGGGAAUUGGGCGUCGCGACGCCACGAGAGCGAUUCGAAGCUGGCCAGACGCCUGGACUCCAACAAUUCUGGCGAUAAUUGGGAAACCUUCACGGACGCCAUGCUACCCCUACUCGUAGACUCGCCGACUAGCAAAUGCUCUGAGGUGAGCACAUUGGGGGCCCCGGAUAGCAUACACGGAGAGUUAGGAAGCAUGCCUGAGCACGGUCGUGGAAUACAAUCGAUAUUGACUAGGCGUUUAGGCCUGAUCAUCGGAUGCUGCAUGGGAUUCCUGGUCUUCAUAAUUCUGGUUACCGUCCUAGGAUAUCUGAAGAUCAAGAAGCAGAGGGCAGCCAUCAAGAGGGACCAGCAGGCCAUUCCACCGGAGUACCUAUCCUACAGGCAUUUCUCCAUCCAAAGCGGCGAAGCCGGAAGAGAAGCUGGUGGUCAUCCGCAUUUCAUUACCAGCAUGAACGCAACAACCCUUAACUAACAACCGAAUUUUGGACAGUGUAUUUAAUCAUAUCAGUGUUAAAACGAGCGAGAAAAAAAGAGUUAAACUAAUAAUAAUAUUGUUAAUACUAAGCGAGAGAAAAGAGAAAAAAAACA
Molecule: messenger RNA, 4283 nt
Organism: Nicrophorus vespilloides
Lineage: Eukaryota; Metazoa; Arthropoda; Insecta; Coleoptera; Silphidae
Product: toll-like receptor Tollo
Exons: 4
Coding region: 43-4167 (1374 amino acids)
Cellular component (GO): plasma membrane
Molecular function (GO): protein binding
Source: RefSeq, a predicted model, not a curated record